Messenger RNA from Lodderomyces pseudojiufengensis, 1083 nucleotides. RefSeq lists its product as uncharacterized. The transcript has a single exon. Gene Ontology annotation, cellular component: eukaryotic translation initiation factor 3 complex, eIF3m. Lineage: Eukaryota; Fungi; Ascomycota; Pichiomycetes; Serinales; Debaryomycetaceae. The record is from RefSeq and is a predicted model, not a curated record. The coding region runs from base 1 to 1083 and encodes 360 amino acids. Gene Ontology annotation, molecular function: translation initiation factor binding; translation initiation factor activity; metallopeptidase activity. Gene Ontology annotation, biological process: translational initiation.
AUGGCAUCUGAUAAUUCAUUUAUGCAUUUGAUAAGACCAAAUGUAUUAGCACCGGCAGCUGGAUCAGCAAAUGGACCAGCUAAAAUUAAAAUUCAUACACCAGCAAUAUUAACAAUAUUAGAAAUUAUAUCAAAACAAAUUUUAGGUAAAAGAAUUAUUGGAAGUUUAUUAGGUAUAAGAUCAGAUGAUGGAUUAGAAAUUGAAAUUAAAGAUGCUUUUAUGGUUCCAAUUAAUGAAACUGGUGAUUCAAUUAUAAUAGAAGAUCAAGCUCAUAAAUUAUUAUAUCAAUUAUAUAAAAAAUCACAUCCAAAAGAAACUGUUUUAGGAUGGUUUGCAAGUAUGAAAGAAAUUGAUGAUACAACUAGUUUAAUACAUGAUUUUUAUUCAAAAGGAACAGAUAGAUGUUUUCCUCAUCCUGCUAUAUUUUUAAAUAUUCAAUAUUUAAAUGAAAAAAAUGAAAUUAUAACACCAACUUUUAAAACUUAUAUAGGAGCAGCAGUUGGAAAACCACAAACUAAAUCAAAUGUACAAAUUGGUUGGAAUAAAACAACAAAUGUUAAUAAUUCAUAUAUUUUUACACCAAUUCCAAAUUUUAUAAUUAAUGGUACAAUAACUGAAAAAAUUGCAUAUAAUCAAUUAUUACAAAAUUCAAUAAUAAAUAAUACAAAUAGAGACCAAGAACAACAGUCAUCAAACAACAACACAUCAUCAUCUUCAUCAUCAUUAUCAGUUUCUACAUCAUCAUCAACAUCAUCAUCAUUUUCAUCAUCAUCAAAUCAAUUAUCAUUUUUAUCUCAAAAUUUACAACAAGUACAAAAAAAUGUUGAAAAUUUAAUCACCUAUAUAAAUAAUUUAUCAACCACUGAUAAAAAUUCAAAUAAAAAUUUAAAUUUAUUAAGACAAUUAAUAAAUAAUUUAAUAAAUAAACCUGAAAUCUUGAUUAAUACUGAAAUUUUAAAUAAAAAUUUUGAAAAUUAUAAUCAAGAUAUUAUAAUGAUUGAAUAUUUAACUAAAGCUUUAAAAGAUCAAAUUGAAUUAAGUGCAAGAUUAACUGCAAAAGCAGAAUCUGAAAAAAGAUAUUAA